This is a messenger RNA of Dothidotthia symphoricarpi CBS 119687, 1431 nucleotides long. RefSeq lists its product as uncharacterized. The record is from RefSeq and is a predicted model, not a curated record. The transcript has a single exon. Bases 1 to 1305 code for a protein of 434 amino acids. NCBI's taxonomy places the organism in Eukaryota, Fungi, Ascomycota, Dothideomycetes, Pleosporales, Dothidotthiaceae.
AUGACGGAUGCGACGUCAAAACCCAAAGAGCGCAGACCUAUCAACACUCGUAGCUUUGGACUCAAUGCACCUCCCAAAAACCUACCCUUCCCGCCAGCGUAUGCGAAUCUCACUGCUAUCGAGCUCCUCACGUUCCUCCCCAACUGCAUCAAAUGCUCCGACGUCAUAUACCGGUUCGUGUCCAACGGCGGGACGAGACACGUUUUCUGGGCCAUUGUCAACACGCAACGCGACCUGGAAGUAGAAUGGAAUGCGAACAGCUGCGGGGUACAGAUAUACAAAGCGAUGAGGGGUGCAGGUUAUGAGGACUGGACGAUAAAGAUUCAUGACAAGUGGCACGCUGCGAAGAGAGCGACGUGGGAUGAGCAAAACUUGGAUGUGUCUGGCUUGCAAGCGCCGGAUCAGCUUAAUAGAGGACAUCGACCAGCAAAUGACGUGUCUUUCGGGGACCUAGCGUUGGGAGUGAGGAGAAUGCCGGAAGGCGAGGAUGCGCUAGAUCUCACACGUAUGGUACGCUAUUGCAUACAAAAUCCUAACGAAAAAUGGAGGUACCCAAAGGACUACGUCGAGUUGUUAGACCUGAUAGGUGGCCCGGCGCAAACACACAAUGGACACACCGAUCGAGCGGCUUUCGGACGAUGGGAAAGAAUAACACCACCGCCUCCACGCCCGAAAGCUGCAAGCGCAUCCGUAGAUACGAUCGCGGUAGUGACAGAUGCAAAGACGGAGCAGAAGAGAAAGAGAGCGGGCAGUGUAAGAGGAAACACGGGCAUGACAGAAGACACACCAGCGAGAGGAAGUACACCGAGGCUAGUGAGGCAAAUCAAAACGAGAAGGACAGGAAAAUUGAGAGCCACAGCAUACGGAUCGGGUGAUUCAGAUACGAUGAAUAUCGAAGAUGAGGCCGUGGGCAGCAAGAUAUACAUACGCCAACCACCCCUGCACGUGGAACCGCCACAUGAUACCCCAGAACCACCCGACGUAGCGAUCGAAUCGAUCUUCCUUACAGAAGGCUGGGUGGGGGAGACCGACCUGUUCAGCGCAUACGCUUUUGGGAGCCAUCGCACCUUGCCGCCGUACCGAAUGUUGCACCGCAUGAGACUACCUGAUUCGGGAGAUGUUAGUGGUUGGGCGGAGAACCUAAGGUGGAUGUUUGAACAAAAAGCUUGCUUCCUGCACACCUAUCGGACAGUUGGGUGGAACGAGAGUUCUGAACACAUGGAAAUGAUUGCACAAAUUCGAAAAGAGCAGAUGUGGGCGUCAGACGAGCUGCUUGAUCACCUGAUGGAAACGCAAGGCGAGUGACGUCUUGGCUGGCGGCGCAAAGGCGUUUUGAACCAACACCGACGGCAACCUAAUCCUGUAAUUAUGUAUAGAAAGAAUUCACAAGAUUUCUGAUGGAAACCACCACAUUCGCGCCAGGGCCGAAUC